CGGAGGACGCAGAGGUUGUUUUGGAGGAGGAAGUGAAAGGGGAAGAGAAACGCCGAGGGGGAGCAGAUAGUUAGCCCGCUGGUAGACGAGCCUUCAAGAAAAAGUGCCAAACUUAAACACCAGCUGAAGAUAAUCUGCCUCGUCAAUCUACGACACGGGUUGUGUUAGUAUUCACGCAAAGGGCAACAUCUUUUUCUAACAAUCUGAAUCGUGGUUUUGCCAAAUCAACGCCAGCUAACGAGUCCAGUGACAGCGAGCUAGCUUGCUAGCUAACGUGACGCCUAGUUAGCCAGUGUCGCUGUCUGUCCUGAUCAAUAACAGCCAGUCAGCCCGCAGCCGGGUCGGUUCCUGUCGAGAAGUCGCCGUGUCGGUGUGCUACAAGUCCAAACUGUGGAAAAAUGACAUCCAGGAAGAAAGUGCUCUUGAAAGUCAUCAUCCUGGGAGAUUCCGGUGUUGGAAAGACCUCCCUUAUGAACCAGUAUGUGAACAAGAAGUUUAGUAACCAGUACAAAGCUACAAUAGGAGCAGACUUCCUGACCAAGGAGGUGAUGGUGGACGACCGGCUCGUUACAAUGCAGAUCUGGGACACAGCUGGCCAGGAGAGGUUCCAGUCUUUGGGUGUGGCGUUCUAUCGUGGAGCAGACUGCUGUGUGCUGGUGUUCGAUGUGACUGCACCCAACACCUUCAAGACACUCGACAGCUGGAGGGAUGAGUUCCUGAUCCAGGCCAGCCCUCGAGAUCCUGAGAACUUCCCCUUUGUGGUGCUCGGCAACAAGAUUGACUUGGAGAACAGACAGGUAACCACCAAAAGGGCUCAAGCUUGGUGUCAGAGUAAGAACAACAUCCCAUACUUUGAGACCAGCGCCAAAGAAGCCAUAAAUGUAGAACAGGCAUUCCAGACAAUUGCACGCAACGCCCUCAAACAAGAGACAGAGGUGGAGUUGUAUGAUGAAUUCCCAGAGCCUAUAAAACUGGAUAGGAAUGACAGAGCUAAACCUUCAGCAGAAAGCUGCAGCUGCUAAGGGACAACUUGGACCAUCUUCUCUCUUGGCUUUCUGAAACACCCUGUCACCGGUUACAUCACCUGCACCUCGUUCCCAGGGAGAGGACUCCCCGACUGGUCUUCCUCCUUCACGCCAAUGUUUAUUCCAUAGACACAAACCCUCACGCAGUACGCUGCAAAUGGAUGUACCCUCCCCACCCGCAGUACACAAAUUAAUACACUAGCGUACACUCGCUGACAAAUCCAGUGCCCAAAGAUCACAGGAGAGAAGAAUUACAUCCCUUCUGACCUCAAAGUCCAUGACUUGAUAGUGAGUGAUCUGCUGUCCCGCCCACCCAUUUUUUGACUUUGGCCCCUGACUCUCACACUGAGGGGGCAAGAUGGAGCCAUGUGCAAAGAGUGCAAUUGGAAACUCUAGAUAGACUGGCUGAAGCUCUGUAAUGUGAGAUGAUGUUGGCUAAUGUCAGCAUCCCCAGUAUCUUAUACUCUCUUUCUGUUUUCUUUUUGCUUUCUAUUGCCUAUCUGUCAAAAAAGAAUCGAGUUGAACUAUAUAUAUAUAUAUAUAUAUAUAUAUAUAUACAUAUAUAUAUGUAUAUAUAUAUAUAUAUAUUUUAAUUGGCUGAUGUUAUUUCUUAAGCCUGAAACACAAACUUGUUUUUUUGCACUUUCUUUUUAUGUUUUUGCCUUUAAAUAAUAUCGAGGGAUGACUGAUUUUGGGCAACAUCUGCUACCACAUGCAUUUUGUUAAGCUUCAAAUUAGACCUCGUCACCUGUUUUCCUUGUCAAAUAUGUCCCCUGAGAAUCUGUUGAACACUAUGGUGAUUGUAACUGCCUCACACUGCAGAAGAAAUGUUCCUAAGUAGACAUUAAGUAAAAGCUGAUAACGCAGUCACAGUGUAAAACAUGGAUUGAUUCCUUGAUAUAUUAAUAUUUGCCUUUUAUGUAACAAUACUUGUACUGCUACUAUUACUGCUGUAUGUGUUAUGUCCUUCAUCAGACAUCUUUCAACGCUAUGGAAUUACAAUACGCGUCACCAACACAGCAUACACCUGUCUUCUGUCAUGUCUUUGUUAUUGCUGUUCUCUCUAUCUGCUUGUAGCUCAGGUUGGCUAAGUACUUAAUAUUUUUAACGGAUUGUGCAUUACGGUGUAUAGAUGGUAAAGGUAAAUGGCUGAUGGAUUCAACUGAAAUGGACGUUAUCUCUUCCAUUUAAAGAAAAGAUCCAACAUUUUGCCCUGGUAUUACUCUUUCUCCUUAUAGAAAAAAAAAUCACUGCAACGCCAAUGAUGUUGUCAAAGAAAAUUGGGACGUCAAAUAAUAAAAACUCUUGAAUAUAUCAA
Messenger RNA from Anoplopoma fimbria (sablefish), 2343 nucleotides. Its product is annotated as ras-related protein rab7-like. NCBI's taxonomy places the organism in Eukaryota, Metazoa, Chordata, Actinopteri, Perciformes, Anoplopomatidae. The record is from RefSeq and is a predicted model, not a curated record. Gene Ontology annotation, molecular function: GTPase activity; GTP binding. The transcript has 6 exons. The coding region runs from base 399 to 1022 and encodes 207 amino acids. Gene Ontology annotation, cellular component: late endosome; phagocytic vesicle; lysosome. Gene Ontology annotation, biological process: phagosome-lysosome fusion; endosome to lysosome transport.